CGUACAUCUAUGGCUGCAACCAACCCUCCGCCACGACCACGGAACCUUCCUGCCAUAGGUAGAUCCACCGCCCUAGAAUGAUUGCAUGCUUGUAAGAGGUAUUGUGGCUUGUUAUCUACUGACGAUUCGGGACAAGAGGCUGAGGGCAUGCACACAGGUUGGGCGUGCUGAGUGGUUUGGUCUGAGGAACUGAGCGUCAUGGAAAAUGGGUUUUGGGCUUCUACCAGGGAGGUGGUGACGGACGGGAUGAGAUGGAAUAGGGACUGGUUGUUCUUCUUUGGCGAUUUUGGUGCGAAGGAAUAGUCUGGAGGAUAUAACAUGUGUAUAUAUACACGCAAAAUAUCUCACAUCUCCAUCGACCAGACCACCAACACUACCAUCUCAACACCCCCAUCCCGUCUCCUCACCACCCACCACCGCGAUGCGUUCUUUCAAUAUGCUCACACUCCUCCUCCCCAUCUUCACCACACUCCCCUCGUCACUCGCCCAAGACCAAGCCAUCUCCGACGCCGAAUCAACAGCGUCAGGAAACACGCUAAACACUUCCACGCAAGCUCCCGCAGAAGCUACUUCGGCCGCUCAAUCAGCCGCGUCGUCGAUUGCUUCCGAAGCCUUUUCUUCGGCGUUGUCGUCGGCUGCGAGUAGUAUUUCCGAAAGGGUGGCUCAGAGUCCGAGUGCGACGCCUACUACGGGUGCGGCGGGGUCUACAAAAGAUGCGCAGUUUGCUGCGGUGAUUGGUGGGGGGCUUGCUGUUGCUGCUGGGUGGUUCGUCUGAGACAAAGGGAUUGAGAUAGAAAAUGGAGGGAGAAAGAUGAAGCGCGAAUGGGAUGUUAAGAACGGUAUGCCAGACAGCAUAUUCAAGCUGUAGUCAGCGACAAGUAGUCGCAGACACUCCUCCAAACAGCAACAUAGAGUCAUCACGUCAAGGUUGAUAUGAACACC
This is a messenger RNA of Alternaria alternata, 942 nucleotides long. RefSeq lists its product as hypothetical. Lineage: Eukaryota; Fungi; Ascomycota; Dothideomycetes; Pleosporales; Pleosporaceae. The coding region runs from base 422 to 775 and encodes 117 amino acids. The record is from RefSeq and is a predicted model, not a curated record. The transcript is spliced from 3 exons.